This is a messenger RNA of Owenia fusiformis, 564 nucleotides long. Lineage: Eukaryota; Metazoa; Annelida; Polychaeta; Sabellida; Oweniidae. The record is from the annotation of a GenBank genome assembly.
UGACAAUACUUUCAUUCUGCAAGACGAUACUAUCAACGAUGGCUUCCUGAAUAGGGAUGGUCUCCAUCUCAACCCAGCUGGCACUAACCGUCUGGUGCAUAAUAUGGGACUUACAAAAUCGCUUAAGAGUGUCACAAAGCCCUUCAAUCAGUAUAAGAAAUCCAAAAUCCCUAAUCCCACUCCGAGACCUAAUAGCAAUUCCAAUUCCAACAGCAGUAAGCCAACAUCAUAUGCCAAUGCAGUAAAGUCCCCUAGACCAAACCUUAAGCCAGUUUGCUUCAAAUGCGGGGAAGCUUCUCAUUUAGCCAGUACAUGCUGGCACCCCAGCCCUGUCAGGUGUUAUUUUUGUAAAAAUUUGGGCCACAAGACAGCAAAGUGCCCCAACAAGGACCAUCAACUAAUUGAAACAUCCAAUAGAUAUUAGGUCCUUGGUGAGGUCAGCGCCUUACCCCCGAAUACAAUUCUAAAUGACAUCAUCCCCAAUACCCCCCAGCCAGGUAGAACUAAGCCUAAACACCGUAGAUCUAGAAAACAUAAGGUUAAACCAGCCAAAACCUUCAGAAU